This is a messenger RNA of Mesocricetus auratus (golden hamster), 562 nucleotides long. RefSeq names its product histone H1-I. The record is from RefSeq and is a predicted model, not a curated record. The transcript is spliced from 4 exons. NCBI's taxonomy places the organism in Eukaryota, Metazoa, Chordata, Mammalia, Rodentia, Cricetidae. The coding region runs from base 111 to 422 and encodes 103 amino acids.
GUGAGUGAGUAGUCAUCUAUAAAACAGCAAACAGUGGAUGACUUGGCAGGCAGAACUGUGGUGGUUAGCUGUGCAAAAGGAACCUCGCUACCUUCAUAAGUGCCUGCAAGAUGAGCCAAACGGAGCAUAUUAGAAUAAGCAAGAUUACAACAAUAACAGAGACAGAAAUUUUGAGGUCCACUAAGCCUGCUCCAGCCAUCCAAAAGCCGCCCAGUAAACCCGCUCCAGCCAUCCAAAAGCCGCCCAGUAAACCUGCUCCAGCCAAACCGCCCAGUAAGCCAGCUCCAGCCAAACCGCCCAGUAAACCCGCUGCAGCCAAGCCGCCCAGUAAGCCAGCUCCAGCCAAACCGCCCAGUAAGCCCGCUCCAGCCACCCCAAAGCGGUCCACUCAAAAGAAGGUGAAGAAUUCCAAGUCAAAGUGAGGAAUGGAAGAGCGUUCUCCUGGUCUGCUCAGAGCAAGAGAGAAACUAUCUUCAGGAGGAUCAGCAAAAGACUUCAGAUAAUUUGCCACUUCAUCUUUCAUUAUGUAAAAUUAAUAAAGAGAGUUUUAUUUUGAAACAUA